AUGUCUCACGGCACCCCGGUGCCGGUGCCAGUCCCAACUCCUCUCAAGACACCCCCUUCUCCUGCAGGCCUCUACCUCGGUAAGAAGCUCGGGCUCACGCCGCCCGGCUACGACGACUUCAAGGCGAUCCAGUACUGCUCCGACAUCGUCGACGCCUUCGAGGGCGGCGACGGCGCCGCCCUCAAGAAGUACCUGACCGGCGAGCGGUUCAAGGCGCAGCUGUCCAACCUCGAGCGAGCGAUCCAGGGCCCGUUCUACUUUGGCGCCGAGCCGUCCGCCGUCGACUUCUUCUUGCUGCAGCACAUGGACUGGCGGGACGGGUCGCUGUUCACACCGCUAAAGGACAGAGGCCUCGACGCGCUGGCGCCGUACCCAAAGGCGAGGGCGCCGGACCUCACCGGCCGAGAUCUGUUGGCCGAGAUACUUGUCAUUGAGAAGAAAGCACCCCCUAUGGUUCACACCUCGAGCCGUGAGCAGGUCUGCGGCGUGCAUGCCGCGCUCAAGGCGACCGACGCGUACAAGGGCUACUCCGGUGGACUGCCCUUGCCGGGCCCAAUCAAGGACGAGAUCCUCGACGCGGCGGCGGCGUAG
Messenger RNA from Emiliania huxleyi CCMP1516, 591 nucleotides. RefSeq lists its product as hypothetical. Lineage: Eukaryota; Haptophyta; Isochrysidales; Noelaerhabdaceae. The record is from RefSeq and is a predicted model, not a curated record. The coding region runs from base 1 to 591 and encodes 196 amino acids. The transcript has 4 exons.